AGUUAAUCGCUGCCAUUAACAGCUUUAAAAAUGACCGUACCUUUCUGUUCUGUCAGCAUCUGAAAUCUGGAUCAGGACUGUGCUUUUAACGGGAAGAUCACGCGCCACGCCAAAUUCUACUGCGUCAAAAAAUAUGUAUAUAUUUGUUCAGCGAGUGAAUAUGAACUUUUUGAAGACACUCGGGUAAAACUUCACGAAAUAAUUCAGAGGGCGUGUUCCACAAGUUACGGUCACAUUACCAACCCUGCAGGACAGCUACAGCUGAGGGACCUGCGGUUACGGAAAUUGUUUCGCAGGAGUGUGAUUUCUGUUGUAACUGUUGUCAUUAGAGCACCCUGGUGAAAGUAUUCCUUUCGUGUGUUUGUGUGUCAGCGGUAUUGCUUAAAGUUUGAUUAAGGCUACGAUGUUACGUGUUAGCAUUUCUCAAAACGCACCCUGGACGCCAUUGACCUCAAGUGAGGAUCUCUUGCUGCGGAUGUGAUACGUUUUAUUGCAUUUUCGGUGAAUAAUGUGGAGAGCGCGUGAUGCAGCGACGCUGCUUUACAGCACCCGAAAGAGCAAAAGUUAAACCCGGUUAAGAUGACAACCAGCGCGCACCCUGAGACCAUCCAGGUGGGGAAUGGACUUGAAUCUGAUUUUCGGGAUUAUCGAUCAACACAGAAAGAGAUGUCGGCGGAAGAGUCCUGUCAUCAUGACCACAAUAUGAAUAAGGGUGGAAACAGUGAAAGCGGAGAAGGGGACUUGGAUUCUCCCAAGGUGGCAGGUACUGUAAAGGCACUUUCAACUGCCUGUGAAGACUCCUUUCCAACAGCCUUGUCCAUGCGGCUGUCCGUGGUGCGGGGGCCGGACAGACUUCCUGACGAGGGGCUGCAGGAAGUGCUGAGGGGGAAGCUGAGAGUGCUGGAGGGGGACAGCGGCGAGGUCACGGCCCUCUUCUCCGAACUCUCUGCUCGGUUACUCUCGAUCAACAGUGAAGAAGAUGUCAUAUUCGUUACAUUUAAAACAUUUGAGGAGAUAUGGAAAUUCAGCACAUAUUACACAUUGGGCUUCCUUGGACAGUGCAUGGAGAAUCUGCUCAUGGACCAAGAGUUCUGGCUGAACUCACUGGAGCAGGAUGAUCCCGGAAUAGAAGUCUCAGUUCAAGAAGAAACACUGAGCCUCAUGUACAAAGGGAUCUUAAUGCAAGAAGGGUCUUUUUUCGGGAGCUGUACAACCAAUCAGAUGUUCGACAGCUCCACCUCCGGCAGCGACCUGUACCUGGAGCAGGGCGACAUCGCCAUGUUCGAGCCCCCUUUCCUGGGCUCGGGGUGGACCGUGCUGUCGCUGGUGGAUGGGGCGAGAGGCACCAAACCCAAACCAGCGCUGGAGCCCGUCGACCCGUUCCACCAAUGGUUCCUGAAAGCAUGUCCCGAGAACAUCCUGGUCGGAAGUGGCAAGCUGGCGUAUGACUUCCCUUUCCAGUUUGCCGUAGGGUCCUGCGUGGCCACCGUAGAAUACGAUGCCUGUGGGCCGGACGAGCUGAGCUUCGACUGUGGUGAUGUCAUCCAGACCGUGGGCCCGCUGGCGUCCUGUUUCGAGUGGUUUCUGGGGAAACACGAGAGCUCGGGAGACGUAGGACUAGUGAAGACCUGUCUGGUCAAACCUACCGACUCGCUUUGUGAGUCGACAGAAGCUUUUUUAGACAAAGAGGACAGGCUGCUAUUUAACAUGAAUGACAAGCAUAGUAGAGCCGAGAUGAUCGCUUUGUUGAAUAAAACAUCCAAAAGUGAUGUUGGCACUGUCUACAAACUAGAUUUUAUAGAACCUCAGGAUUGUCCAGGAGGAACAAAUCAAAAUGGGCUGUACAAUGUAAAUGCUUCAAAACAAGAAGAACUGAGAAGCAAAAUAGACCUGAUUCUGAGUGAGCUGAAAGGAACCAGCUCAUUACCAGCCAAAGUGACAGAGCCGUGUCUGGACGAUGAUACCCCCGAGCCAGCAGGGGGCGAUGACGCGCCGUGCUUCAUCGUCCACUUGGAAGGGGAUAAUCCUAGCUCUGAUGGGUUCCUGCCUCUGCUCACAUUCCUCAACUGCGGUGACUACAGGGCGGAGUUCGCCGCCCUCUACGACCACGCCCUGCCGUUUCGCGACUCGCUGUUCUCCGGCCAUGCCGACGACGACGAGCUGGUGUCCUACCUGGGGGUCGCCAGGGAGACGGCCCGGAAGAAGAGGAUGUUCUGGGCCCAGAGCAGGAUCUGCUUCCUCCUGGGCAAGAUGUGUGCCAGGAAGUCCAAGUUCUCCCAGGCCCGGGUGUACUUUGAGGAGACGUUGAGCGUGGUCCGGGACCUCUUCACCGACACCCUGCUGCUCAUCUCCGUCUACACCAACCUGGCCGUCAUCUAUCUCAUGCAGAAGAACACGGAGAAGUACUUCGCCGUCUCGGAGCGAGCGGCCGCCUUGCUGAUGGCGAUCCCCGACUACGUCUGCAGUACGGAGAAGGAGCCGGAGGUGUUCAAGUACAUCCUGAAGAAGGCCAUCCUGGCCCACAACAUGGCCGCCGAGGCCAGGGCCUGCUUCCUGCUGUCAAGGGUGUACUGGAGGCUGGAGCGCGCUCAGAACGCCGUGCCCUUCCUGGAGCGGCUGCAGAUCCUCGGCGAGGGGCUCCCGGGGGCCGGCGGCCCCGCGCUCAGCCGCUGCUACCUGGCUCUGGGGCGGCUCUACGGGGAGAAGUACCUCCCCCACCUGGCCCUGAGCGCGGUGCGACGGGCCACCCUCCAGCCCGCCGCCGGCCUCGCCCAAAACCUGGGCGGGAUCGGCCUGGUCCUGGAGAACGCCCCCCGGCUGUACGGCGUGGGGAAGCAGGGCGUCCCCGUCCCGGCCCAGACGGCCCCCUACCUGAGCCGCGCGCUGGUCUUCGCGUCCGCCGACGGGGACCGCGUCCUCUGCCACGCCCUCUCCCUCUGCCUGUCCCAGCUGUUCCAGAAGCAGGGCAUGCUGGGAAAGGCCAUCCAGCACGUCCACGCGCUGAUAGACCUGGGCCCCGGCGCGAGCCGGACCGACGCCACCGACGCCCUGGUCUACCUGGCCUGGCUGCACGUCUGCAACGGGGAGCACCGGCAGGCCCUGGGCGUUCUGGACUCCCUGCUGGCCUCCACGCCCGAAAACUGCACCACCCCGCAGGAGGGCGUCAUCUACAACCUCCGCGCCAUCGCCCUGCGGCACUCGGGCGACGUGCGGCAGGCCUCGCUCAGCUACCAGGAGGCCAUCGACAUCUGCGCCGAGUUCGACUCCCGGCACAACUGGGCCAUCGCGCUGGCCAACUUCGGGCUCCUCUGCCUGCAGGCCGGAGCCAGGACCCUGGGCGAGAGCAGCCUGGUCCAGUCCCUGGAGUUCUUCUCCGAGCUGACGGACGAGGGCCACGAGGUGAACUUCAUCGCCGUGCUCCUGGAGCUGGGCCAGUUCUGCGUCCAGCAGGGUCAGCCGGAGAAAGGGAAGAUCUACUACGAGUGGGCCCUGCUCAUCGCCAUCAAGUCAAACCACUCCGAGUGCCAGCUGCGGGCUACCCGUCGGCUGUGCCAUCUUUACCAGGCGGUUUGCCCUGACGAAGCCCAGAGCAUCAUCUACAAUGAGCACCAGCUCACCCUGGUGCGCAGGACCGGAGACAAGAGCCAGGAGGGGGACAUCCUGCAGGCCAUCAGCCAGCUGUACCUGAGUUUAGGAACCGAGAGGGCCUACAAGUCGGCGCUGGACUACACCAAGCGCAGUCUGGGCAUCUUCAUCGACCUGAGGAAGAAGGAGAAGGAGGCGUACGCCUGGCUCCAGGCCGGAAAGAUCUACCACAUCCUGAGGCAGAACGAGCUGGUGGAUCUCUAUAUACAGGUAGCCCAGGAUUCGGGCCUGAGCACUGGGAACAGCCACUUCAUCCUGGAGCUGCUGGAGGUGGCAGGGGACGUCUUCUUCAACGGCUUCAGGGAAAGGGAGAAGGCCGUGUCCUUCUACAGGGACCGGGCCUUCCCAAUCGCUGUGAAGACCAGCAACUCCAGGUCCCAGCUGAGGCUCUCCAACAAGCUGGCAGAGCUUCUGAUGCAGCUCAAGCUGUACGGGGAGGCGCUGGAGUUUGCCCAGGCUGCCCUGGACAUCAGUGCCAGCUUGGGAGACCGUCUGAACGAGCGGGUAGCCUUCCACAGACUGGCUACAGUGUACCACUGCCUGGGCCAGUACGAGCUGGCCGAACACUACUUCCUGAAGGCCUUGUCCCUCUGCCCCUCCCCCCUUCAGUUCGACGAGGAGACGCUCUACUACGUCAGAGUCUACCAGACGCUCGGUGACAUCAUCUUCUAUGACCUCAAGGACCCGCACGACGCAGCGGGGUACUACCACCUGGCGCUGGCGGCCGCCAUGGACCUGGGCAACAAGCGGUCGCAGCUGAAGCUGUGCACGCGGCUGGCCACCAUCUACCACAACUUCCUGCUGGACCGGGAGCUGUCCCUGUUCUUCUACCAGAAGGCCCGAGCCUUCGCCACCGAGCUCAACGUGCGCAGGAUCAACCUGUCGCCCGACCAGAACUUCCACAGCACGUCCCACUACAAGACCGCCACCGCCGCUGCCGCGCCGUAG
Messenger RNA from Anguilla anguilla (European eel), 4593 nucleotides. Its product is annotated as SH3 domain and tetratricopeptide repeat-containing protein 1. NCBI's taxonomy places the organism in Eukaryota, Metazoa, Chordata, Actinopteri, Anguilliformes, Anguillidae. Gene Ontology annotation, molecular function: protein binding. The record is from RefSeq and is a predicted model, not a curated record. The transcript has 17 exons. The coding region runs from base 580 to 4593 and encodes 1337 amino acids.